UUUCUUGUGCAGCCACUCACAACGCGACUAACCUCUUAUCAGUGAGAAAGUGCCAAAGCCGCUACCUUUCUUCGUUUGGGGUAUAAUUUUCCACCAGAUCGGGAUCAGUUUUUCCAGCCAGCAGUUUGACCGGUGCUGUUGUCUUUGGUGCUUGCUGUUUUCGAGCGGUUAUAAGUGAGGAAAUUCGAGAAACCGUGUGCCGUGUGGUCGUCUAAUUGAAUCGGUUUCCUGCGUUGUGUGCUUUUUGCCUGUUUUGCACCUGUUGCUUGAUAGUAGCCAGUCGCCAAUAAUUUGACCCGCAGAAGAACACAAUUUGGAGAGGAAUAAAUUGCCGGUUCGUCACUUCGGCCAGCAGAACCACCAGCCAGGAGGAACAUCAGCGUAGUGAAGUGAACACAUUGCUGCCGGGACUGUGUUAUUGCGGCACUUACGACAGAAAACGGCUCAACGCACGUCUGAAAGCAUCUGUCACAUUUUGUGAUCUCUUGACCAACGGCCACAUCGCAAAACCAGGAAAAAUGCUGUCCACCAGUAUGAGCUCGAGACAGAUUCUGCUCGGCCUGGCCCUGUUGCUGUGUGUAGUCAAAUUGACCACCGGACGACCACAAAACGCAAUCGACAACCAGGAUGCCCCCGAGAUAAACCUAAACGAGCUGCGAAAGCUGUACUCCAACUACAACCCGUACGUGUCGAACUCACUGGAUGACUAUGGACUGGAUCGGUUACAGCUGCAACUGCUGGCUCAGUACGCCCAAAGCAAUGCCAUCGGAGGAGCUGGCGGUUGGGACCAGCUGUACCGCGCCCCGGAGAUGAAACGCCAGAUUCGGUACCGUCAGUGUUACUUCAACCCGAUUUCCUGCUUCAAGAAGUAAACGCACUUCCACGUCAAAACACCCAUCCAUGAAAUCAUCAACCCCCCUCAAAAAGUUUUCGUUUCGGAAAUGCUCCUGCGUUUUAUCAUCAUCCGUUUGUACGAACUGUUCAUGACACUCUACCUAUCUAGAUAAAGCCAUGGUUGGCACUGCUGGGACGGAAGUGCAAAGAGCAGGCCCCCACAAAGUAAAGCACGAAGUUUAGCAGUAAGGAAGACCAAUUGCAAACCCCAAAUGUACUGAGUCGACCUAAGCCGCACCUAAUAAGGCAUAUUCAAGAAAAUAUGCGACCAACAAUACCUUCAAUAUGAUCUUCUUUAGCAUACCGGAAGGAUACAAUCAGUGGAUCAUACCGAGCAGAGCGUCAUCGUUUAUCUUAGGUUCUGUAUAAAAAACACAACAUGACUAACCAUAGCAUAGCAAAGCAACAAUGCAUCGUAUAAUCGUAUAAAUGCUAGUGAGUGCUACCCGGAAACUGAAUUGCCGUUUCUCUUUGAUGAAAGCAUGAAAUCUCACUUCAGAGUGGACUCCUUACGUCUUUCGGGAUUGUUUGUAAAUUACUGGACAUAUACUGUGAGAUGAUACAAUUAAACGUAAACUGUCAUAUAAAAACAAGAAAACAACAUUUUUGAACCGCUACUGUCACUGUUAAGCUAGAAUGUUGUAGAAUCCAUAGCGAGAGGAAGCAAAAUCAGAUAAAUAAACUAUUUUUGUUAGCAAUUAAAGUACUGAACCCGGAA
Aedes aegypti (yellow fever mosquito) is the source of this 1612-nucleotide messenger RNA. RefSeq lists its product as uncharacterized. The record is from RefSeq and is a predicted model, not a curated record. The transcript is spliced from 4 exons. NCBI's taxonomy places the organism in Eukaryota, Metazoa, Arthropoda, Insecta, Diptera, Culicidae. The coding region runs from base 519 to 872 and encodes 117 amino acids.